GAUAAUCACAACAAAGGACAAUCGGCUAAAACUAACCGGCUAGUUACAGCAUUAUAGAUAGACCAAUUAAAUCACAUCUUUAUAAUAUCUUGCUGCCAGAUAUGGAUAACUAGUCGUUCCUGGAUAAAGUCUGAUAAGAAAAAAAAAUAUGAACUUUGCACGCCUGCGCUUUGAGCACAUGCUCCUAAAAGGGCUUCGGGCCCCGUCGAAACAGACCCAGUGGUGGGGCCAACGCAGGCGAUGGAUGGCCAGCACAGCUCCUUCCCCAGCAGCGACGGAGAGUCCUGCGUCCUCAGCAACGCCAGCAGUUAAGAAAACAUUGCCUCGGGUGAAACCGCUGGCUGAAGAGCGCUUGGAAACAGUCCUGUCCCCCAUCCGCACCCGCAUCAUCCGGAAGAAGCGUCUGGCGAUUGACGAACUGUCCGCCCUUGGCUUCCUCAACACUCGGGGAUACACCACGGCUGAGGAGUACAACCUCGAGGACCUGCAAAUAGCUCUCCGUCAACAGAACCUCUACGAAACGAAGCGUUUCUUCUCCACCGACAACCAGGACGUGGAGCAGAAUGUUCUUUAUGUAUCCGCCAAGUAUCCCACCGGUCAGCAGCCUCGGGAGAUCUUCUUCUUCCGCGAGGGUUCCGUCGUCUUCUGGAAUUGCAGCGACAUCGAAACGAAUAACGUGCUCAGCUUCCUGAGGUCCUUUGAACGCGAGUCCUAUGUGAGUGCCUUGGUUCACGGCGAGAGCGAGGUGAUGCCGUACACCUACAUUCCAUCUACGGCGGUGGAUGUGGAGGGCGACCUGGUGGCGGAGAGCAGUGACUUCAACGUCACUUCGAGGGCCUUCUUUCAGAACGGAAAGUUCUUUGUGACCGCGGAUACGGAUAGUUUCCUGUACAAGUACACCUUCUCCAACGCCAUCGCUCAGUCCAUCAAGCUGGGCAUAUGGGAGGCCACCUUGGAUCGUUAUAUCGGCUCCAUUGAACAUCUCACAGAGGACCUGAAACGCGGUCGCCGUCUGAAGAUAUCCCGCGCAGCCAUGCUCCGGAAAACCGGCGAACUCUUCGCUCUGCGGCAUGUCAUCAAUCUGUCGUCGGAUCUGCUGGAUGCUCCGGACUUCUAUUGGGAUCGCGAGGAGCUGGAGGCGUUGUAUCUACAGGUGUGCUCAUACUUUAGCAUCACGCGACGUACCAAGGUGAUGAACGAGAAGAUCAACCAUUGCGUGGAACUGGCCGAGCUGGUGUCCCACAAUCUGAACGACGCUCAUCACAUCCGUCUGGAGUGGAUGAUUAUUAUCCUAAUCAUGGUGGAGGUGGGCUUUGAGGUGCUGCACUUUGCCAAAGACAGAGGAGAUCCGCAUGCGCUAGAGGUCCUGCCCCUCUCGGGCCAAGCGACUUUAAAACAAAAAUAACUUAGGGCUAGACUUUUUGUACUAUAUAUACCAAAAUAUAGAUUCGUUAAACCUA
Messenger RNA from Drosophila bipectinata, 1460 nucleotides. RefSeq names its product required for meiotic nuclear division protein 1 homolog. The record is from RefSeq and is a predicted model, not a curated record. Gene Ontology annotation, biological process: positive regulation of mitochondrial translation. Lineage: Eukaryota; Metazoa; Arthropoda; Insecta; Diptera; Drosophilidae.